AUGUGGUUAUUAAGCACUAUAUCAUUCAAAAUGCAAUUCUUGGGUAUGAUUUUUGUGGUUCUGUUCGCCCUCAUGAGCUUCCAGAGCGUGGUUCUGGCCUGCAUCAACAACGGCGACGGCUGCCAACCUGACGGAAGUCAAGGUAACUGCUGUUCCGGAAGUUGUCACAAGGAACCUGGCUGGGUGGCUGGAUAUUGCAAGUAAACUCCGAUUUUUUGGGAUUGAAAUGAUGUAUUUUUUUGGUUAUGCUUAUGGUUAUUCAAUAAAUGUUUAAUAUGUAAGAA
Molecule: messenger RNA, 284 nt
Organism: Brassicogethes aeneus
Lineage: Eukaryota; Metazoa; Arthropoda; Insecta; Coleoptera; Nitidulidae
Source: the annotation of a GenBank genome assembly